AUGGCAGCCGUUGCACCCGAAAUUUCCGCCAACAAAAGUGGAAAACAAAAGGUUAAAAGCAAGCAGUACCAUGUGGUGUACGACAAUCCUGAGUUGAAAGUGGUGGUGCGGUUGCUUCCACCUUCACUAAAUCAAGAUCAGUUCUUGGAACAAUUGAUCCAAAAGGGUAUCUUUUCGAAAGAAAACUCUCCCUAUACGAAAUUCUAUUACGAGCCAGGUUCCCGGAAUGUAAAAUUGUUCGAGGAGCCUGUCUUCUCGCGAGCGUACUUUCAGUUUCCAUCCAAACAGCUUGCGAACAACUACAUGAAUGAAUUGAACAAUCUUACCUUUGAGGAGUCAGACACCGGCGACCACUUCAUGUGCCAGACCAUGAAGUCCAUAUUUGGAGCAGUUGGACAGUCUCUGAAUUCUUCUGAGUCGGAAGAUUUCUCCACUAUUCCACUUUAUACCAGGUACUUGCAAGUACGGGAAGAGAAGGGACCAGCCGUCAAUCUCGCGGAGGUGCAGCGUGAAUUACAAGCAGAGGAGAGACAAAAGAAAUUGGCGAAAAAGCAAAAUAAUAAAGUCAAGGAAAAGAAGAAGAAAAAGAAGGAGAAGUUGAAUAUUGAGAAGAGCAAGGAAGGAAAACAAGAAAGAGAGACGACUGUGACAGACCCAGAACUCAAGAAAAAGAAAAAGAAGAGAUCCAAGAAGAAAAAGACAGGUGGUCAAACUCCCGAUCUUCAUAAUGAAGCUAAUGGUUCCGUUACUGCUGAUGUUGGUAAGGAUACUGGUGCUGUUCUAGGUGCCGAGGAAAGCCAUAACGCUGGUUCAGGUUCUAAAUCAAAAAAGAAGAACAAAUCCAAAAAGAAAGCUCCUGAGGCUAAGGAUAAUACUGAACAAAUCAACUCUCCUGCGGAGGGACUGAAGAAAAAGAAAAAGAACAAACCACCGAAAGAAAAACAUGACGACCAAAAGCAGAAUGGGUCAGAAACACAGCAGCAACAGAAUGGAUCAGUAUCAAUGCCAGCGAAUGGAGCAGAGACCAAUGGACAGAAGAAAAAGGUUCAAAAGAAGAAGAAACCCAACAAAAAGGAUAAGGAUGGUGGUUCAAGGGAGAACGUAUCGACAGAGAAUGGUCAGAAACCAAAAAACAUAGAAAAUCCCACCAAGAACCGAGAAAAAUCGGAUGCAGCCACUCCUGCUGAAAAGUAG
This is a messenger RNA of Sungouiella intermedia, 1194 nucleotides long. NCBI's taxonomy places the organism in Eukaryota, Fungi, Ascomycota, Pichiomycetes, Serinales, Metschnikowiaceae. The record is from the annotation of a GenBank genome assembly.